This is a messenger RNA of Merops nubicus (carmine bee-eater), 787 nucleotides long. RefSeq names its product wingless-type MMTV integration site family, member 4 (gene WNT4). Gene Ontology annotation, biological process: multicellular organism development; neuron differentiation; canonical Wnt signaling pathway. Gene Ontology annotation, cellular component: extracellular region. The annotation marks the transcript as partial. Gene Ontology annotation, molecular function: cytokine activity; frizzled binding. The record is from RefSeq and is a predicted model, not a curated record. NCBI's taxonomy places the organism in Eukaryota, Metazoa, Chordata, Aves, Coraciiformes, Meropidae. The transcript has 2 exons.
GCUUCCAGUGGUCGGGCUGCUCUGACAACAUUGCCUACGGCGUGGCCUUCUCACAGUCCUUCGUCGACGUCCGUGAGAGGAGCAAAGGGGCCUCCUCCAACAGAGCGUUAAUGAACCUCCACAACAACGAGGCAGGGAGGAAGGCGAUCCUCAACAACAUGCGGGUGGAGUGCAAGUGCCACGGCGUGUCGGGCUCGUGUGAGUUCAAGACGUGCUGGAAAGCCAUGCCCCCCUUCCGCAAAGUGGGCAACGUCCUCAAGGAGAAAUUCGACGGCGCCACGGAGGUCGAGCAGAGCGAGAUCGGAUCCACCAAAGUGCUGGUGCCCAAGAACUCCCAGUUCAAGCCGCACACGGACGAGGACCUCGUCUACCUGGACUCCAGUCCCGAUUUCUGUGACCACGACCUCAAGAACGGGGUGCUGGGCACCAGCGGCCGGCAGUGCAACAAGACCUCCAAGGCCAUCGACGGCUGCGAGCUGAUGUGCUGCGGCCGGGGCUUUCACACGGACGAGGUGGAGGUUGUGGAAAGGUGCAGCUGCAAAUUCCACUGGUGCUGCUCCGUCAAGUGCAAACCCUGCCAUCGGGUGGUGGAGAUCCACACGUGCCGGUGAUGCCCGGAGGGGAGCACCCGUCCCUCGCCCUCUCUAACUGACCCUGCUUCUCCCUUGCCCCACAGCCAGGACUGAGGAAGGAACCCAGACGCUGCAGGGAGAGCGCAGCUCUUUACAGAGACAGAGCCCCAGAGGAAAACAGAUUUUAAAAGAAAAAAGAAAUAUUUAAAGUUGAA